This is a messenger RNA of Dimorphilus gyrociliatus, 2871 nucleotides long. Lineage: Eukaryota; Metazoa; Annelida; Polychaeta; Dinophilidae. The record is from the annotation of a GenBank genome assembly.
CACAGACCAGUUUAUUGGAAGUAUUAAAAUUGAUGGAUGAAUAUUUUCAUUUUUGUUCAAUUUUUAGUUUCCAUAGCAAUUUGUAUUGUUUAUCGGAAUUUAAUAUGCUAUUUGGGAAAAAGUGAUGGAUUACAGUAUUACAAAGAGUUGUAGUAAUAUCAUUGACAUAUGUAAUAGUAUGGCUCCCUAUCUUCCUUAUAUACUGUUGUUUUGAGUUUUUAAACAUUUUAAGAACUCCUUUCAAUGCUAUUAAAUAUUCAUAUAUAAAAAUUAUUUUUUUAAAUAAGAAACAAUCACCACUCCGUAUAAGAAUAUACCAUGUCAGAUCGUAGUAACUUCCCCCCUCUCCCUCCUCCUUUAUGUCGUGUUUAUUAUGUUUUGUUGGUGUUUUAAGCACUGUUGAGUGCUAUCUAGAAUAAAUAAAAAUGGCUGGACUGGGGAUGAUGAAUGAUUGUUUCGUUUUACAAUAAUUGAGGAUAGCAAAAGAAAAUUAAAAUCUUACUUGAAUCAACAUGAAAUUUAAUGGAAAAGGUUCUAAAUUGUUUAACACAACCGUAUGAACAUUCUUACUGAAACGUUAAUUUGAAUUUAUAGCACUCAUAACUUUAGCGAUUGAUUAGUACACUACUCACUGAAGCAUCUCCGUAUGAAUUUCCAGCAUUUGCUAUGGCGUUACUUUUGCUAUUAUGAUUGAGUAUUAAUGGAAUAUCAUUUUCCUCUAUAGGGAUAGUAUCAUUUAAUUCCACUGUUUGAACAGUUCCAAUUGGACCAUCAGGUAAUGUAAUUAGAGUAAUUAAUUUAUAUUUAAUUCCUGCUAAAUCCGACAUUUUUCGCCAAAUGCCAAUGUGACUUUUAUCUGUUGUCUUUCUGUAGAAUUCAAUUUUUGUUAAAUGUCCAGAGCAGACAAAUUUUAAGUCAACUAAAAAGGUUGCAUGGUCUUGACCACCUUCAUUUCUGUCAAUUAGAUCGUGUCCAUACACAUUUUGCUUGUUGGAACAAUAUGGAUUUCUCUCUGCAAAAGUAGACUAUUAAUUUCAGAAGAAACCGGUAGGAGAAUAUUCUGUAUAUAUUUACUAUAGACAUUUUUUGGGAUAAAUUCAAGGUUGAAAGCAUAAUAUUUGUUAUAAACAUGUGAAUUAAAAUUAAUAUUUUUAUAAACUGGUAGUUUCAUAAAAAAUUUAACAGCUGUAAUUAUCUAAAAAGACAUAGAAUAUAAUUUUAUAAUUUGACAUCCUAUAUAUAAGAAAGUUCCAGUCACCUUAUAAAAUUGUGCAUUUCCAGGAUUAUCUCCUUUAUAGGAUACAAUACCAUGUUUUGAACCUUCAAGAAACUCAAAUGCCAAAUAAUCAGUUGUUGAAAUUUCCAUUGGAAUAUCAAAUUUUACAGUUCUUUGUUCGAUUGCAGUAGUUUUUGUAAUUGUUCUAUAAUCUUUCUUAUUAUAUUUCAAGCCCAAAACAUUUUUCCAAACUGCCAAAUGAAAUGGAUAAUCUUCACCAGUUGUUAGAUAAGUUAUAGAUGUUAUGUAGCCAUUACAGGGAAUAGUAAAAUCUGUAAGCAAAUUAAUAUGGUCCAAUUGAGAAAAAAUAAAACGUAUAAGAGGAAAUCCAAGAGUUGCAUUGUGACAAUUUUCACUUUGAAGUGUUACUGGAAAAUUUAGUAGUAAGAUAAAAAUCUGGAAAAACAUACUACUAGAUCAGACAAGCAAAUAAAACACACUCAAAACAAUUCAAGGAAAAUUCAAUUAUUUACUGAUUUAGCUUUCCUUUCUUUUCAUAUAUUGUAUUUAAUAGUGCUUUUUUUCAUAUUUCACGAGUUUUAUUUUAAUAUUUAUAAAUUAAACACUUUGUUUAUCAAUUAUUCUAUGGAAACUUGAUGAAUUCUGUUAUUUUUGGCGCAUGAAAAAUUUAGUCCAUUUUGAAUAUUCAAAAUGAAUUUUAAUCCUUUUAUUAUUAUGUUAUAUCUAUGUAUUUUACUUUUACUGAUGAAGGUUGAGUAUUUCAUGUGAAGUAAGUGAAGAUGCUCUAAUUAAUAUAGCUGAUGUUGAACUGGGAGCCACUUGUACCUAUUCUUCUGUUGGAGCUACUGUUAAAAGAUGUAUACUAUUGUCGAUCCUGGAUUCAACUUUUUCAAUGAUUAUGCUAAACAGAUGGACGGAAAUAUUUACAAUGUACAAUUUAUGAAUGACGUUGUCUAUCACCUUCCUUCACAUUUUCAAGGUCAUUCAAGAUCGAUAAAGUUCAAGGUUAAAGGUUACAAUUCUAGUCGUCAGCUUUAAAAAUAAAACUACAAAGCAAAUUGUAUUAAAAUUGGACAUGCUCAACAAUGAUAUUGAAACUUCUUCCAUUCAAGUUGAAGAAACUGUUGGAAAAGUGUUUGAAUUCGGAAGAUAUACAUCAUUAAUUCAUUGCGACAGAUGGAAUGAAUUUUGGCUUUUAUGGUCUGAUAAUGAAAUCCAAUUUGGAUUUGAUAAAGCAUAUGGAGAGAAUCCAUUAGCAAAAAUACCAGUAACAACACCUUUAGAUAACCCUGAUAUUGUUCAAAACAGUUUAGGAAACAUCUUGAAUCUAGUUCAACUGUCAGAUGAAGAGGGAAAAAAAUUGAAUUCUAGAGAUUGCAGUAUUCAUAAAGAUUAUGAUAUUUUGGAUGGAUUAACUAACUAAGGCAAAACAUUUUUCAACAAGAUGGGGCAAGAUGUCAUACAUCAAAAAUGUCCAAAUUCUUCCUGAAAAGAAAUAGAAUAAAAUAUAUUAAAGACUGGCCUGCCAACAGUCCGGAUCUAAACAUCAUAGAGAAUCUUUGGGCAGCCUUAAAGAAAAAGGUUAAUGCAAAAAUACCCAAAAAUAUGGAUGAGUUAAAGUUGAUAAUAUUUUG